AUGAGCGACAAAGACGGUGCAGUCGUGCACCUGGAGCACCAAGCAGGCCGUGGCCUCUCUGCUGAGGAUGCAGAGUUCUUGUCAAAUUUUUCGGAUGAAGCGAAAAAGACAGUCCUUAGAAAGAUAAGGCUUGUUCCUAUGCUUGCUCUGUUGUACUUGGUAGCAUACAUCGAUAAGACAAACAUUGGAAAUGCCAAGAUCGAGGGCCUUCUUCCAAGUUUACACAUGGACGGUGUACAAUACAACAUUGCCUUGUCCAUCUUUUUCGUACCCUACGUCCUUGCUGGUACGCAAGUCUUUUGUGAAACCCAUGAAUAUCUACUGACAGCUGGCUUUCUGCCAGGUGCCGUGCUGGUGAUUUCGAAAUGGUAUCUCCCAGGUGAGACGCAGACCCGUAUCGCUAUUCUGUAUACAUCUGCCGCCUCUGGCGGUGCUUUCUCAGGCCUGCUGGCAUUUGGGCUCGCCAAAAUGGACGGUGCGGGAGGCUACGAAGGCUGGCGCUGGAUUUUUAUCAUAGAGGGUAUUGCAACCGUUGUCAUGGCCGUUGCUUGCUAUUUCCUCCUUCUAGACUCGCCAUCCUUGUCGCCAAGUUGGAUUACUACAGACGAGAUCCGAUAUCUUGAAGUGCGUCAAAUAGCCGCCAAUAAUCACGGUGGUCAUCACGAAGGCUUCGACAAGCGGCUCAUCUUGAGCGUCCUUCUCGAUUGGAAGAUGUAUUUCCUCAUCUUUGCCAGUUGGUCCAAUGCUGUUCCCAACUACGCACUCAAGUUCAGCAUGCCUGAGAUCAUCAAAACUAUGGGCUACGAAUCAGCCAACGCCCAGCUCCUCACUAUUCCUCCAUAUGCCAUCGGCGCUUUUUCAGCUUACGGAUUUUCCGUGUUCGCCGAUCGCUUCUCAUGGAGAAUGCCCUUCAUCUUGGCACCCCAAUGCUCACUUAUCGUCGCGUUCGGAAUAUUAUUUUCCAAGGCCGGUGACAUCGAGAAUAAUAUGGGGCUGUGCUACUUCGGCGUUUGUCUCGCUUGCUUCGGAAUGUAUCCCAUUCUCCCCGGUGUCAACGCUUGGAAUGUUUGCAACAUUCCAAAUCCUCACAAGCGCGCCGUGGCCAUUGGUUAUCUUAUUUGCGCAGGUAAUGCGGGUGGGAUCAUUGGGAGCUUCAUUUACAAAGAUGAUGAGAAGCCGCGAUAUCCCACUGGUUAUGGUACUUCACUUGCAUUCGCUUCUGCUGGAAUUGUGGCUUCUUUAUCCUUGGAAUUCUGUCUCUGGACUGCAAACAGGAGGAACGCUCGAAUGACUGCGGCUGAAAUUCAGGAGAAGUAUACCGAAGAGCAGCUUCUUGCGAUGGAAGAGAAGAGCCCUCUGUUCAAGUAUAGCCUGUGA
This is a messenger RNA of Penicillium vulpinum, 1377 nucleotides long. RefSeq names its product putative MFS transporter. Gene Ontology annotation, biological process: transmembrane transport. Gene Ontology annotation, molecular function: transmembrane transporter activity. The record is from RefSeq and is a predicted model, not a curated record. The transcript has 5 exons. Gene Ontology annotation, cellular component: membrane. NCBI's taxonomy places the organism in Eukaryota, Fungi, Ascomycota, Eurotiomycetes, Eurotiales, Aspergillaceae. The coding region runs from base 1 to 1377 and encodes 458 amino acids.